AUCACUAUUUCUUUUGUUCACAACACAACAAAAAUGGCUUGCAGGUAUUUGCCUUUCAUAUUGGCUUGCUUCUGUAUCCAAUUAAUCAUUACCAAUGCUCAAGGGCCAGCAGCGUCACCGGUAACUUUGCCGACCACACCCCCUCCAAUAACCGCCGUGCCUCCACCGACAAUUAUAACUCCUCCACCUACAACUACCCCAGCUGCACCAGUACAACCACCAGUGACUGCAGCAAUGCCUCCAAUUGUGACUACUCCGAUAUCACCAGCUAUUAGUCCCGUUGUUCCACCUCCACCUCCACAACUUCCACCACCAAUAGCACCUCCAGUGGCAGCUCCAGUUCAACCACCUGCAUUACCACCUCCACCGGCUACACCACCACCUGCUUUACCGCCACCACAAGUGGCUCCUACUCCAGCACAAGCACCUCCAGCACCAGUGCCAGCACCAGUGCCAGCACCAGUACCAGCUGCUUCAUCACCAGCCCCUGUACCGGCUCUUCCACCACCGGCCCCAACACCUGAACUAGUACCUUCACCUGCACCAGCUCCUUCUAAGCACAAGAAGAGACACAGGCACAAGCAUCAUCAUCAUGCACCAGCUCCAGCACCAACUCCCCCCAGCCCUCCUGCACCACCUACUACUACCACCGCGGCAGAAUCUGAUGAUGCAGCCCCUGCACCAUCUCCAAAUCUGAAUGGAGGAAAUGCAUUACACCAGCUAGGAGGAAGGUCUGGAAUGCUGGCAAAGACAUUAGCUAUUGCCUUUCUGCUGUUUAUGACAGGCUACAAAUUCUAAAAAUCUCAUAUCGUAAAGAAAGAUAAUUUUAUGUGUACAAAAUAAAACAUCAAUUAAAAAUUUAUAUGAAUAGGACAUAUAAUGUAAAAGACAUGCAAAUGGAUUGUCAAAAUUUUGUAUUUUUUCAAUUUAUACCAAUUAUUCUUUUA
Molecule: messenger RNA, 947 nt
Organism: Mercurialis annua (annual mercury)
Lineage: Eukaryota; Viridiplantae; Streptophyta; Magnoliopsida; Malpighiales; Euphorbiaceae
Product: lysine-rich arabinogalactan protein 19
Exons: 2
Coding region: 34-798 (254 amino acids)
Cellular component (GO): plasma membrane
Source: RefSeq, a predicted model, not a curated record